UAUGCUUGUCGCAUCCAACCACGGCCUACGAUACUGUUGGGGCAAGAUGCUGAGGUUGACAUAGGUGCGGUGAAAGCUGAGUUGAGCAAACUUCAAAAUAGAAAUAGCGGAAUUCAGGAAGAAAUUAAAAGGGCUGCUGCCAAAGUGGGAGAAAAACAGAUAGAGUUAGGCAAAGCUAUGCAAGAGUAUGGUGCGGUAGAGGCAGACUUAAAUCGCCUUCGAACUCAAUAUCGAUCGUUGGAACGAACGCUCGAACAACUUGAGUUGGAUGAUGAUUUGUCAGUAGUGGACAACAUGCGAAAAAGUCUGGAUGAACUCAAUAACCAAAUAGCUGAGCUAGAAGAGGAAUUUACGAAACUGAAUGCGAGCACCUCUCAAAAGGAAAAUGAAAUCCAAGAGGUAAAUGAAGAGCUCAAUGCAUUGAGAGCAAAUUUCGCUGAAGCAAAGAAGAGAAUUGCUGACCUCGAGAAUGAAGAGGAAGAUAUUAUCGAAAAGGGUAGGAGUAUUGAUGCAGCGGUCGACUCAGAUAAAAGGCGAUUAGAGCGAAUACGAGAUUCGCUGGCAAAUAUGGAAUUAUCGAGCAAGCAACUCCAAGAAGAAAAGGCGAAUGCAGAGGAGAGGGCGAAACGAUGCGAGGAGCUCCCCACACCUACGUCCAUGACGAACCCUCCAGAUAUGGAACAGUUAGGUGACACUGCUGAACUGGAUGAGCAGUAUAAAACGCUGACGAUGAAGAUCGAAUCUGCUGAGAAAGUUAUGGGAAACGCUGUCACAGCCGAGCAACUGCAGGAGUUCAAAGAAAACUAUGAGCGAAUGAAGAAACAUUAUAUAGCUUUGAAGAGUUUGAAUAAGAAACUUUCGGAAUGUAUACGAAUACGUAACGAGAAGUUUCCAAUUAUGUGUCAUGCAAUAACAAUGCGAUUGAAAAUGACCUUCCAAAGGCUUAUGGCAACCAGGUGA
Molecule: messenger RNA, 960 nt
Organism: Strongylus vulgaris
Lineage: Eukaryota; Metazoa; Nematoda; Chromadorea; Rhabditida; Strongylidae
Source: the annotation of a GenBank genome assembly